Molecule: messenger RNA, 1710 nt
Organism: Sphaeramia orbicularis (orbiculate cardinalfish)
Lineage: Eukaryota; Metazoa; Chordata; Actinopteri; Kurtiformes; Apogonidae
Gene: lctla
Product: lactase-like a
Exons: 13
Coding region: 1-1710 (569 amino acids)
Biological process (GO): carbohydrate metabolic process
Molecular function (GO): hydrolase activity, hydrolyzing O-glycosyl compounds
Source: RefSeq, a predicted model, not a curated record
AUGCUGCAGCGGUGGAUCCUGAGGCUGUACCAUGCGGUCGCACUGCUUCUGUUGGUAUCCGCCAGUGAGGACUUCGACUGGACGAAGAAUGAGAGAACGUCCUUCUACUAUGGCACCUUCCCAACUGGUUUCUCUUGGGGAGCCGGCAGUUCAGCCUAUCAGACCGAAGGAGCUUGGGACAUAGAUGGCAAAGGAAUGAGCAUCUGGGAUGUGUUUGCCCGCAAAAAGGGGAAAAUAAUUUCAAAUGAGACAGGAGACUCAUCCUGUGAAGGCUACUAUAAAUUCAAGGAUGAUGUUGGCUUGAUGAAAGACAUGAAGUUCAAUCAUUAUCGCUUCUCCAUCUCCUGGCCGAGGAUUUUACCCAGUGGACUAAAAAGUGAACACAUCAAUGAAAAAGGACUCAAAUAUUAUGAUGACCUGAUUAACAUGCUGUUGGAGAAUAAAAUCACACCCAUAGUGACUCUGUACCACUGGGAUUUACCGCAGGUCUUACAGGAGAAAUAUGGGGGGUGGCAGAACGUCACCAUGGUGAACUACUUCAAUGACUUUGCAAACUUAUGCUUUGAAAGAUUUGGAAACAGAGUGAAGUACUGGAUCACAUUCAACAACCCUUGGUCCAUUGCUGUUGAAGGGUAUGAAACAGGAGAGCAUGCACCUGGACUGAAGCUGAAAGGGACAGGGGCUUACAAGGCUGCCCAUCAUAUCAUCAAGGCACACGCUAAGGUUUGGCACACGUAUGACACACAGUGGAGAAGCAAACAAAAAGGUCUGGUUGGGAUCUCACUGACUGCUGACUGGGGGGAACCAGUUGAUAUCAGCAACCAGAGGGACAUCGAAGCAGCCGAGAGAUACAUCCACUUCUACCUGGGAUGGUUUGCUACUCCACUGUUUAAUGGAGACUACCCCCAGGUUAUGAAGGAAUAUAUCGGCAGGAAAAGUGGCCAGCAGGGCCUGGGGGCUUCACGGCUUCCCGUCUUCUCACCUCAGGAGAAGAGUUACAUCAAGGGCACCUGUGACUUCCUGGGUCUUGGACACUUCACGACCCGCUACAUUACCCAGAAGAAUUACCCAUCUGGACUCGGUGACAGCUACUUUGCAGACCGUGACCUCGCUGAACUGGUCGACCCUCACUGGCCCGAUCCUGGGUCUGAGUGGCUCUAUUCUGUCCCCUGGGGCUUCCGUCGCAUGCUGAACUUUGUUAAGACUCAGUAUGGAAACCCCAUGAUCUAUGUAACAGAAAACGGUGUGUCGGAGAAGAUGAUGUGCACUGACCUCUGUGAUGACUGGAGGAUGCAGUACUUUAAAGACUACAUCAAUGAGAUGCUCAAAGCGAUUAAAGAUGGGGUGAAUGUGAAGGGAUACACAGCCUGGUCACUUCUUGAUAACUUUGAGUGGGAUGAAGGCUACUCUGAGAGGUUUGGUCUCUUCUAUGUUGACUUCAGGAGUAAAAGUAAACCACGCUACCCUAAGGCCUCAGUCCAGUACUACAAACGCAUCAUCAGCUCUAAUGGCUUCCCCAAUCAGAGAGAGGUGGAGAGUUGGAAGAGGAAAGCCAUAGAGACGUGUUCUUCUAGUAACCAGCUCCUGGCUGCAGAUCCAUUAAUAGGACACAUGGAGAUGGUAACAGAGAUCGUUGUUCCUACAGUGUGCACCCUCUGCAUCCUCCUCAGCGCCGUCUUCCUCAUGUUUCUGCUGCGUGGGCGCAUCUGA